AUGAUCUCGCUUGUCGCAUCCCUGGUUUUGUUUGGCAUGAUGGCUGCUGUGCGGCGUCCCUUCGAAGCUCAUCUGUUUGCAUACGGCCAACGUCAACCGACCAACCCUGAUCCAACGUCACCCCCCUCUCGAAGGCUGUCUGAGGAUCGUGCUGCGACCGAGAAGCUGGUUCCCAAGGGCGGAAUGCCUGGAGACGAUUACACUAGGAGCACGUCGCUGUUUACGAACGCGGAUGUCGAGACGUUAGAUCUGAACUCUAGCAGGCCAGCUUCGAUCGUACAGUCGUCGUCGCCAUCACGCGAUCAAGCAGGCCUGGGCGCCUUUACCUCGCCUUUUGCUCCACCGUCACUUCCUCCUGCUUUCACAAGCCCUUCGCUUCAGCUCCAGGCACCCGUCUCGGUUCCGUUUGCGCACCGCCGCUGCCUAUCACUUACGCCCCGCACCGAUGCGCUUCUCGCACCCGCAGCAUACGCGCCUUACUCGAUACCCAUCGAGUUCUCCGCAUCUGCACAACGAGCAGUAUACCCGGACACGGCCUCUCCAUACCGAUCCAUAAGCACAUGCCGAUCCCAACCUCACCUCCGCAGCAUGAGUAGUUUCUCCAACCGACACCGGUACUCACGCUCCUCUGUUUCGCUGUCCCGUCCCCAUCGGUUGAGCUCCUUGACACCAGUACCUCAUCUGGGAUGCAGCUCGGGCAGCGACACCCUGAAGUCCUCUGAAGGCAUCUCGGAGACGGGAGAAAGCCCCAACGGGGAGUCCGUUGCUUCAUCGACGGGGACGAGAGCAACUGCUGCCGAAAUUGUCCAUGCGAUUGCAAGCAACACCCCCAUCCCUGGCACCGACGGACCCAGCCAGCGCAAGCACUGGCGCACCGUCAGCGCACCCGACGCGACAGCGGGCGCUCAGCAGGUAGCCUCGGGCACGCGCAUGGCGAUGGGGUGGAAGCCCGACCUCGGAAAGUCAAAGACGGCCGUGCACAAGCCGCCGCCCCUCAGCUUCAACAAGCUCAUGCGCUCCGCGUCGGCAGAGUUGCUCGGGCGCUUUGGGCCCAUGGCGGACCGCGCCGCCGGUGACGCGGAGAUGAAGUGGAAGCGCGAGUUUGAAGUCGAGGUCGAGACGCGGUUGAACGCCAUGCAUCUCCUGCCCUUUUCCGACGGCAGGAAGAGUCUGAGCGCCGGUGGCUCCGAGACGGAGACGUUGCGCGAGUCGUACGAUGCUGGGAGUCUCGAGGACGAGGCGCGGUUUGAGGACGCAAAGGAGGUUCUUUCUGUUCGGCCCGUGAGUCGGGACAUUGCUUUUGUAUAG
Ascochyta rabiei is the source of this 1308-nucleotide messenger RNA. RefSeq lists its product as uncharacterized. The record is from RefSeq and is a predicted model, not a curated record. The transcript is spliced from 2 exons. NCBI's taxonomy places the organism in Eukaryota, Fungi, Ascomycota, Dothideomycetes, Pleosporales, Didymellaceae. Bases 1 to 1308 code for a protein of 435 amino acids.